AUGUCGUGCUUUUCACCAUUUCGGGACGGCGCCCGACCGCUAGGGACCGCGGGCUCCAAGAACCAGGGCCGAGCUGGCCACGCUUCUGGCUUGCCGCGACGACGACACCAAGCCACCGCCGAGCCGGCCAUGACAGAGGACGACUACCUCUCGCGGCAGCCACCCACGGGAUACCUCGAGCACAAGCGUCUGGAGGUUGCCGCGCUUCAUCUACAUUCCUCGAGCCUCGACACGUGUGUGGUUGGGGCCGGGGUGCCUUACGGCUUGGGAGAGGGUGCCCUCCUUCUGCGGAUGUUCCGGGAGGCGUGGCGGGCUCGCGGCCUGCCGGUCGUCCUGCCGACGUGCACCGCAGGCGACAACCGGCUGGCGCUUAUUCACGUUGCGGACCUGAGCGUUGCCAUUGGAAAUCUUCUCCGGCCCAUUGAGUCCAACGGGCAACCCUGCCCUUUCCCUAAGCCGUACAUCCUGGCUGUGGAGGGGGAUGGAGCGCAGUGCACGGCCAAGGAGAUGGUUGUUGCCAUCGGGAGAGGCUUUGGUGGGAGCGGAGAGACCCAACCUAUGGGAGAAGCGAAGCUGGAGGAAGUUCUGGUCGAGAACCCGGAGGCUCUGUCUUUGCUGAUAAACAUCCGGUUUUCGAACGAAGGCGGCGUGCUCGCGGGCAUGGUAGCAGAUGGGAGGAUGAACCCUGUCACUUGGUCCACAGGAUUCACGGGCUCAGCGAAACUGUUGGCGGAAGAUUUUCUUGCAAGCAGAUCGCUUCAGCCGAUAAAGGCUGUUGUUCUCGGCCCUCCCGGAGGGAGACAAGGCCAUGUUUGUCAGGAGGUGAAGUUAGUCACCUCAAUCACCAAAAUCAGAGAGCAACCGUUGGUGUGCUUUUCCAUUCGUGCCCAACUCCGCUCCUCUGAAGGGACUGCCAAGGCAGAACCAUCGCCGGAAGCACAGGCGGACCUGGAGGCACUUCCUCCCAAGGAGCGUCUUCUGGCCGAUGUCCAGGCGGCUUUCGAGGCAGCCGACAUGCCCAUGUCCGAGUACAACGCCCUUGAUGCUGGCGGCUUGGCCCGUGUACUGUCGCCGUCUAUCAUCGCUAGGGCGGCCCGCCUUGUGCUGGAAGAAAAGAGAUUGCAAUGGACAUGCAGGCGAGUUGUCCUCGUCGUCGUCGUCGCCGUCGACGUCGUGGGAGACAGCGGGUACAUCCUGUGCGAUAUUCCUUCCCACGGAGACGUUGCACCCGAGAUCUUCGCGGAUCAACCGCUUGGACCAUCACCACCGCGACCAUCGCCAACGAGCCCAGCCGGAGAUUCAAGAGCAGGAGAAGGGGGAACCCCCGGCAGCCCGAAGUCACGGGGGGGAGGGGUGGAGGGGCGUGCUGGUAGUGGCAGUCCGCUAGCGGCCAUGGUUCUUACUUCUGACGCCCAGCCCGAAGCAGUUGUUGGAGGGUUUCGGCCUACGCACGUGGUGUACUUGGCCGCUUCUCUUAAUUACAUCGUGGCCCAGCAAGGGCGGGAGGUCGGAGCUGGCACGGGAACCGGUACAGGAGGAGGGAAGGAGGCCGAGGCGAAGCUCAGAGGUGAUAUCGAGCGCUUUUUCGCCCAAGAGCAGCAGGCCGAACAGCCCGAAACAACGGGUGGUGGUACCAUGCCGAUCGCCACCGCGUCGUCCCCGGGAGAGCAAAAGCGAACUGGUGACAAUGGGUCCAGCAACGCAACAGACAACGCCGGGGGGGGGACGGCGGGAACAGCAGACGAAAACGGCUACAGAGAAACCGGGGAGGAGCAAGGCUGGAUACCGGCCACAGCCAGGGCACUGCAGCAUCGCUUCUUGAUCAAAGCCCAGGCGGUGGACGUCGAGGCAGUGGAAAUAGACGGAGAUGUGUCCGGGGUGGUCGACGCGGUUCACGAUCACCUAUGCGGGGCAGAGACUCCCGGGUUUGUGUGGAUGCUUCGCGGGGAUAGUGUUGAUGUUGAUGUUGAUGUUGAAGCCGAGGAAGGGGAGCACGCUGAUCGUAACAUGACCCAGAAGAAGCGGGCGGACGGCGGAGAAGCCGAGGUUAACGGCGAGAAAGAAGCCAACGCUGCAGACGGCGACGUCGACACCGACACAACACGGAGCGCAGAGCCCGCAGCGGCAAGGAACGACAGCAACCCUGAAUGGUGCGACGAUCUCAACCUCUCGGAAGUUUUAGCAAAGCUGACGGCCAGAGACGCCAAAGAAGUGGAAACGAGGACAAGACGGCACCGGAACUUCCUUACGGAAGGGGUGGUACCGCAGGUCGCCGCGGGGCUCGUGGCGGCCGCGGAGGCUCAGCCGGAAAACGUGUUCGAGUUCUUGGCAAAUUACCUCAUCAGGUCAGUUAUUGCUAGGGGCGUGGUCGUCUGA
Molecule: messenger RNA, 2376 nt
Organism: Ectocarpus sp. CCAP 1310/34
Lineage: Eukaryota; Phaeophyceae; Ectocarpales; Ectocarpaceae
Source: the annotation of a GenBank genome assembly